This is a messenger RNA of Megalops cyprinoides (Indo-Pacific tarpon), 1661 nucleotides long. RefSeq names its product chitinase domain containing 1 (gene chid1). Gene Ontology annotation, cellular component: extracellular region. The record is from RefSeq and is a predicted model, not a curated record. The transcript has 9 exons. Gene Ontology annotation, molecular function: chitin binding; oligosaccharide binding. Lineage: Eukaryota; Metazoa; Chordata; Actinopteri; Elopiformes; Megalopidae. Gene Ontology annotation, biological process: carbohydrate metabolic process. The coding region runs from base 591 to 1556 and encodes 321 amino acids.
CUUUCAUAUCUGACUCGGUCUGGUAAAGUAGAUGCGAUUCUCAUGGCCGGAACUAGAUGUCCCAAAGCACAGAUACCGGACCAUGCGUUAGGUAACUGAGGAUAAGCAUUGUUUCCACAAACCCAAUAGACUCCCACAGCAGUGUGAUAUAAUUCAAGAUGAUCAUGAUAGUUCAUGACCUUGUUACAGUCCGGAGUCUCUCCAACAGGAACAGAACCAUUGUGUUUGAUGCACCACGGAUAUGGUCCAAGAGAUAGAACAAUGUUAAUAGGUUGAUGGUCAUUUGCAGGUUUAGGUCUGAUGAGCUCAUUACUAGUGGGUCCUGAUUUUGGUUCUUUCCUGUUAACCUUGGGGGUGAUAGGUACAGACAUCAUUGGAACACCAACUGCAACAGAAUGUGGUAUUAGUCCACAGACAUAACAGCCGGUUUUGUUGGCAUGUUUAGCUGUCAUAUGUACCAAUUGCAUGUAAAUGUUAUUGUUGUCCACAGCAUUGACUCCUUUGCAUCUCAAAACAAUGAUUAUUAGAAAUGACAUCGUUAGCAUGGUGGAUGAUCGCAUUCCACACAUGCUGCUGGAUUGUGCUGGUGAAUGAGGUCUCCUGAAGCAGUCUGUGAUAUUGUGGGCUUGGUUGAUGCAGAUGUGUCCCGUGUCCCGUGGUUUUUCAGCAGAUAUCAGCCAGGUGUCAGGUACAGUCCAGCGCAGGUGUCCGAUGACAGCCAGGGCACCCUUCUCUCUCAGCUGUUUGGAACCCUGCUCUUCACUGGAACAUCUGCAAUGACACACAAGAGAGAAGGCGGGAACGCAUCUUGCCAAAUGCCACGUCUGUUGUUUGAUGGCUGGUCCUACCAGGAUUACAUCAGUGUGUUGGACAGCGAGGAUGAAAUUGAGGAGCUGGGAAGGGAGGCAGUGGAGGUGGCCAAGACAGAGGGCUUUGAUGGCUUUGUGUUGGAGUUGUGGAGCCAGCUGGGAGGAAAUAAGAGGAAGGAGCUGGUCCACCUUGUGAUACAUGUGUGUGAGAGUCUUCAAAUGUGGAAACUGAGCUGUGUGUUGGUCAUUCCCCCCUCCGUGGCACCUGGCUCUGGGCAGCCAGGAAUGUUUGAGCGGGAAGACUUUGAGCAAUUGGCUCCUGUUGUGGAUGGGUUUAGUCUCAUGACCUAUGACUUUUCCAACCCAGGGAGGCCUGGCCCCAGCUCCCCACUGCCCUGGGUGCGUGAGUGUGUUCUUCAGUUGUCCCCACACACCCAGUGGAGACACAAGAUCCUGCUGGGACUCAAUCUGUAUGGUCUAGACUUCUCCAUCCAGGGAGGGGCUGAACCACUGCUGGGGGACAGGUAUCUUGACUUGUUAAAGGAGGUGAAACCCAGGUUGCUUUGGGAUGAACUGACUGGGGAACACUACUUCAACUAUAGGAGGAGCAAUGGAGUCAAGCAUGUAGUCUACUACCCAACUCUGAAGUCCAUCCAGCUACGUCUUUCACUAGCAGCAGAGUUGAAGACUGGAAUAUCCAUGUGGGAACUUGGACAAGGACUGGACUAUUUCUUUGACCUUUUGUGACAGACUGCACCAGCUCAUGCACACACAGAUACAAGUACAUUCAUUACUUGCACCUAUAAAAACUCUCAUUAGAUGUUGUACACACUCAGUUCAGCCAACAUUGUG